AUGACUUUACUUUGUGGGCCAUCGAUUUCUGUGUACAAGGCGACCACUCUUCCAUCCAACCUUGCUCGGGACUUCAACAACAAAAACAAUAACAACAAUGAGCUUGUUCACGAAAGGAGGUCAAUCCAGUCGCUGAUCGACAGCUCCAAAAAGCCUCCGUAUGCGCGAAUUGAUACCAUUCUUACCAACUUCUUCCCGGAAGAGUACGGAGAGGGCUUCUAUGGAAUGGAGGUAGGAGACGUCCCGUGCCGACCGACCUUUCUCCAAAAGAUGGACCUCGACGCUGUAGACAAAAACUCCAAUCCUGUGCUGCGAACCAAUCAUCCGAAUCUGCUGAAUCUUCUAGAUAUUUCGUUGUUACAUGGACUGAUCUAUAUCCAUGAGGCUCUCAAUGUCAGUCAUGGCAACUUACAUUGUGGUGGAAUCUAUCUCAGUGAUGAGGGCGAAAUCAAAAUUGGAGAUGUAGGAAAGAGCAUGACCCUGAGAGGAAAGGCGAAAGACAUUUCUUGCGAUGUGCAAGCGGUUUUCCAGAUUGCCAGUCAAUUACUUAGUCUCGACAGGAGCACAGAUACGACCAGCAUGUCAUGGAUUAUAGCAAAGAACUUCGUCACCAUGCCGAGUACUGUUGAUCCUCGAACACUUCUCAAGCACCCGUUCCUGAAACUCGGCCAGGGUUCCUGGUAUCUGUCAUCUAUCGGUGGUUUGCUCUCAUUCAUGCGAACAACAGGUCCUCUCUCGCACAGCGACGAGAAGGCUAGCGAGGAGGAGAUGGCGACACGGUCAGAUAAAGAGUUGUCUUCCUAA
Messenger RNA from Talaromyces atroroseus, 804 nucleotides. RefSeq lists its product as hypothetical. The record is from RefSeq and is a predicted model, not a curated record. The transcript has 4 exons. The coding region runs from base 1 to 804 and encodes 267 amino acids. NCBI's taxonomy places the organism in Eukaryota, Fungi, Ascomycota, Eurotiomycetes, Eurotiales, Trichocomaceae.